Molecule: messenger RNA, 1085 nt
Organism: Micropterus dolomieu (smallmouth bass)
Lineage: Eukaryota; Metazoa; Chordata; Actinopteri; Centrarchiformes; Centrarchidae
Gene: barx1
Product: BARX homeobox 1
Exons: 4
Coding region: 52-798 (248 amino acids)
Biological process (GO): regulation of DNA-templated transcription
Molecular function (GO): DNA-binding transcription factor activity, RNA polymerase II-specific; DNA binding
Source: RefSeq, a predicted model, not a curated record
AUAAUCGGUGUACGCGCUUGGUGUCUGUCAAGGUGACCGCACAGCCAGAUUAUGCAGCAUCCUUUGGACAUGGGUGCGCAUUACUAUCCUCCGGAGCUUCAUCCCGACCACCGAACUCAUCGCUACAGGAGUUUCAUGAUAGAGGAGAUCCUGACUGAUCACCCGGAGCGCAAAGCUUCGGCUCCGGCCGGGGAGCUCCUUAAAUUCGGGGUACACGCUCUCCUGUCCUCCCGGCCUUUCCAUAACCAGCUGGUGCUAAAAGCCGACCAGACGAGCCUCCUCAAGUUCCCUCUGUCCCCGUUGUCCUGCUCGCUGGGCUCCCCGCUCGGCUCCCCGCUGCUGUCCGCGGCCCAGGGCCUGCAGGUCGGCGCGGCGUCUCACCACCUGCCGCUGGACCUCCACCUCCGCGGGAAGCUGGAGCACGGAGCCGACGGAGGCAGCAAGACCAAGAAGGGCCGCCGAAGCCGCACCGUGUUCACCGAGCUGCAGCUCAUGGGUCUGGAGAAACGCUUCGAGAAGCAGAAGUAUCUCUCUACGCCUGACAGAAUAGAUCUGGCUGAGUCUUUGGGUCUCAGUCAGCUGCAAGUGAAAACAUGGUACCAGAACAGAAGGAUGAAAUGGAAGAAAAUUGUGUUGCAGGGAGGAGGCCUGGAGUCACCGACUAAACCAAAAGGCCGCCCAAAGAAGAACUCCAUCCCCAGCAGCGAGCAGCUCUCUGAACAAGAACGAUCUUCUGCUGACGCUGACCACCAGUCCGAGGGCUCGAGCUCCCACUUAGAGAGCACUCAGGAGGAAUGACCCGCAGACACUGACUCUAUAUGCAGAGCCUCUUGGACAGUUAGUGUGUAUGUUUUGAAUGGGGCCAGGUUCAAAAACGGCAUGAAGAGGAUGUGCUGAUGCUUCUGAAGCGGGACCUGCUUGUGCAAUCUCCAAAGAUUUGCAGGCCCUGCAGAAACCUAAAUUGUACGCCGACAUCCUCCAAAAACCCAUGUGUUUUUGUUGUAGCCUUACCAUGCAUUCCCUCAUGAUGAACUUGCUGCUGCUGAGGAGGGAACUCAAACCUUUGCAGUAGGUCUACCUUUAUA